UUUUGUCGUGUAGUGGAUCGUAGUGGGUAGGUGAAUCAAGUGUGGUGAAUUUAAUGUAAUUAAAUUACGAUUAAUCGAAAUAAUGGGAGCGGUACGAAUAAUUAACGAUGAUCGUCAUUUCAACGGCGAGUUGGCAAAUGCCGGCCAAAAACUCGUUGUCGUUGAUUUCACAGCGAGUUGGUGCGGGCCUUGUCAGAGAAUUGCCCCGAUAUUCGAGCAACUGUCCCUUAAAUAUCCCAAGGCGGUGUUCUUGAAGGUGGACGUGGACAAAUGCGCGGAUACUGCUUCAAUGCAGGAUGUCAGCGCGAUGCCCACCUUUAUCUUCUACCGCAGGCGUACGAGAUUGGGCCACUGCCAAGGCGCGGAUCCAGUGGGAUUGGAAUCCAAGAUCCAGCAGUUCUAUGGUAGUGGUGAUGCUGACGACGCAGACGACUCAGUCGCAGAUUCUGUACCCGGCCAUAUGGACCUGUCCAGUUUUGUAAUGAAACAGCAAUGCGAGUGUUUAAACGAAUCGGACUAUCACACUUUCUCUCAGUGUUUGAACUCGGACAGUGGGUAUCUUCAGAGCGAUGAGGACGAGCAGUUGAUAAUGUCCAUCGCGUUCUCGCAGCCUGUUAAAGUUCAUUCACUUAAAAUCAAAGCACCCACGGAAAAUGGGCCAAAAAAUAUUAAAUUAUUUAUCAACCAGCCUAGAACGAUUGAUUUUGAAAUGGCAAGCUCCAAUACGAGCAUUCAAGAUCUAACAUUGUCAGCUAAGGAUCUCGAAGAGGGAAAUCCGAUACCGCUGCGCUAUGUUAAAUUCCAAAACGUGCAAAAUCUUCAAAUCUUUGUGAUAGACAAUCAGAAUGGCUCAGAAAUAACGAGAAUCGAUCAUCUUGUUAUAAUCGGUUCACCAAUCUCAACUACAAACAUGGGAGAGUUCAAGAGAGUAUCUGGCAAGGAGGGUGAAAGCCAUUGACUUUUCUGUAACAAUAUAUCGGGAUAUUAUGUUAGGAAUUUCGAUUUGCUUAUUAACAUUCCCCAUUGUUUUUUUUUUGCAUAGAAGGAAAAAGGAAAAAAAA
Cyphomyrmex costatus is the source of this 1061-nucleotide messenger RNA. It is a transcript of the gene Txl, whose product is annotated as Thioredoxin-like. NCBI's taxonomy places the organism in Eukaryota, Metazoa, Arthropoda, Insecta, Hymenoptera, Formicidae. The record is from RefSeq and is a predicted model, not a curated record. Bases 83 to 958 code for a protein of 291 amino acids. The transcript has 4 exons.